Messenger RNA from Symbiodinium necroappetens, 432 nucleotides. Lineage: Eukaryota; Dinophyceae; Suessiales; Symbiodiniaceae. The record is from the annotation of a GenBank genome assembly.
AUGAUUGACCACGGUGCAGCCAUGGCCAUCCUGAACGGUGCCACGUGCAUCUUCCAGGUUGUGGGCAUGGCCGCCAUCACCGCAUCAUGCGGGCUCCUUUCUGCGUGGCUGCUUUCGUCUGAGAAGUACGAAAGCGUCACAAGCACCUCGUAUAUUCCAAAUCCGGGAUAUGCCGUUGCGCUUUCGGCUAUUCUGGCCUUCCUCGUGGCUUGGUCCUUCAUGGCCAUUUUCGACGUGACUUCUGACACACUGCUGAUAUGUUUCGCCGAAGACAUGACGCAAAGCGGCGGUGCAAGGCAUGGCAAGAAUAACCAGGAUUUGAAGGCCAUCUAUGAGGAGGCAGAGGAACGUGCAAGAGAAAUGCAAGGCGACCCAGCCUCCUCCGACGAUGGGCAUCCCCAUCCACCGUACCGCUACGCGCGUGGGAAAUGA